AUGGAGAUCGCCGGUCACAGCCAGCCUACUUUCGAUAGCCCAAAUUCCUCAGAUCACACCGAAAGCAAGCGAUACUGUGCGGAGAGAUACCGUACAGAAGAAGAAAUUUAUAUUGCUGGAACAACCUUCGCAAGCAACCGCUUGGAGAUGAGUUCGGAUUCGGAUUUUAAGCCAAGGAUUUGGGCUUUGUUGGCAUUUGGGUCACUCUUGAUGGUGAAUAUCGGAGGUCACUUUCCUACAGGGAAGUUCAUGCCUUUGAUUGCCGCUGUUGGGUGGUCCUCGCUAUACAGGUUCUUUUUUGCGGGCCGUGGUGAUAUUAUCACGGUGACCCUUAAGGCCAAUCCUCACAUGUCUUUAGGCGAGAGUCGCUCGGAGGGUAAAGGUAGCGCUCCGGCUUCUGUUCUAAUGGUGGGCAACGGAGUACUGGCAGUCGAGAGGAUAACGUCCUUGCCUUUGAAAGGAGGCAAGGACGUUAUCCUCUCGGGUACCAGAUUCCGUUCUCCACCAGGAAUUACAGCGUCGCAGCGGUGCUUGGACCCAACUCGAUUUACCACAGCACCACAGUUCCAGUCGCCAGGCCAACAGUCUUCGUACCCGCUUUUACACUUUUCUGCUCCCACGCCUUUACACUUUUCUGCUCCCCCGCCUUCCCCCACAACUACCAGGAAGGAAACCGCCCACUCUCAGACUUUCAAAAGGUAUUUAGCUUCUUUGCUUGAUAUGUGGACAUGGCUGAUCAUUCUUUCUCUUCAAGUCCAAUCCAUGCAAAGAAGCGCCGAAACAAUGGUUACUACCGCUGUUAUCCGCGUCUCUCGUCCCCACCUAUCAUCAACUAGAGAGACACCCCCCAGUGCUUCAACACAAUCGUCUUCACAUUCGCGCAUUGCGCACACCACUUCAAACAACACCACCACCACCGCAACCACCAUCGAUACGCUUCAUCGCACCCUCCACAUAUCUCCGGCACAGACCCAACAGGCCUCAGCUCUGGAUCAAACCAACAUGUCUCAACUCACGGAGGAUAUGGAUAGGUUUUUCAACCAAUAUGUCAACGACGAUGCCUAUGCCAAUGACAUGAACAUGCCUAUCAAUGACUCCGAUGUAAGCGUACCUGAGGAUGCUAUUGACUCUGGUCUCGAUGUCCAUGGCGCCAAUAAUGACAUCGAACUUACCGAGGACGAAAUUGACAUGGUACUAUCACAGUACCCAGAGUAUAUGUGCAAUUACAACGAUUUGAAUGCGCAAAAUGGAAUGGUGUCAGACGAGGAUCAAAACUGGGUAUCACCACCACAAAACAACUUCUCGGCACACCCUGUGAGCCCUACAAACACCGACUCAUCCUCCUACUCACAACAACCUUUUACCCCCCAAUCGUGGGAUUCACCGACAUACGAUCAGGGUCUAUUACAAUACUCUCCCAGCACCCCCUCACCAGAUUCCUCCUACGAGACGGAUUUCGAAAUGAUGGUACUCAACCCAAGUCCCGCUCAGACCCCAUCGCCCGCCUACAAUGUAGUGCCGGCUCCUUCCGAAAACUGGGUGCUAGAUUCGCCUUUCAACCCGAUCAACAGCACGCCCACAUCUCCGGGUCUACAAACACCCUCCACUCCUCUGACUCCGGAUCCCUCCCCUCCUUCCCCUACCACUUCAUCCAAGAAACGCGAUAGUAAUAGCAAUGGUCCUGGAUGCCUCCCCAAGCCUCUCAAACCCAAACGCCGCCCCUCAAACCACUCCGGAAUUGUGAAGCCACUGCGAUGUGAGUUUCCAGGCGACGCCGAUUCUGGGCCAUGUAAUAAAGAGUUCGACCGCAAAUGCGACUUGAAGAAACAUGCCAAGCGUCACGUCAAGCCAUUCCCUUGCAGAUUCGAGGGUUGCAAGAACAUCCGUGGAUUCUCAUCCGAGAAGGAUCGCGAACGGCACGAGAAUUGUCUCCACAAGAAGGAGUGUCUCAUGUGCACAGAGUGUAAGCAUGAAACACCUAGAAAGGACAACAUGAAGGAUCAUGUAAGCAGAAAGCAUGGGAAGCAUGUUGUGGAUGAGAUCAUGCGCCGCAUCAUGGCUGCGCCGAGGACAAGUCCAAGGCCUGAUGGUGAGGAUUCGGGGGGGGAGGAGCAGCAGUAG
This is a messenger RNA of Morchella sextelata, 2121 nucleotides long. RefSeq lists its product as uncharacterized. The transcript is spliced from 6 exons. Lineage: Eukaryota; Fungi; Ascomycota; Pezizomycetes; Pezizales; Morchellaceae. The coding region runs from base 1 to 2121 and encodes 706 amino acids. The record is from RefSeq and is a predicted model, not a curated record.